CGAGGAUAAAUUCGGUUUCGGUGCGGCAGCUAUUUUUUUUUCGGUUUUGUUUUUCGAACCACAGUCGGAGACACAAUUCGCCCCAGUUGGCCGGAAGAUAAAGUGAAAAAAAGAUAUUUUUUUACGAUCUGCAUAGUGGGAGAUUUGUGCGGCAAACAAUAAAUUAACGGAUCCGCUCUUCGGUUUCAUUGGAAAUUCGGUUGUUUCGUGGUGAGAUUGACCAAUUCAUCGGAUUUUGGCAGACAUGUCGUUUGUUGUAGCCCCAAACAUUGAGCCUUACCGUAAGGGCCAAACUUUUGCCACUUGGAUCAAGCGUCUAGCGGUCCAUUUCCGGGUGAACAAGGUCAAGGAUGCGGACAAAAAGGACCAAAUGUUCAUUCUCGGGGGCGAUUAUUUGUUCGGUGUCGCAGAGAAGUUGUACCCCACGGAAGCUUUAAUGGACGAGGUGGAGUACGAGACUCUAGUCCAGAAGCUUAAGGAGAGACUCGAUAGGACUGAUUCGGUCCUCAUUCAGCGGUACAAUUUUAGUACCAAAGUACAACAGCCUGGUGAAACCGCGAGCGAUUUUAUUUUCACGCUCAAGCUGCAAGCGGAGAAUUGCGAGUUCGGCGAUCAGAAGAAUCGGCUCAUUCUUGACCGGAUUCUGGUUGGUCUGUCGGACAACAAUCUUAAACAUCGCCUCCUCACGGAGGAUAGUUCUAAAUUCACGCUUGAGCAAGCGGAAAAAAUUAUCGCUACGUGGGAAAUGGCGGCAACUCACACCAGGGCUCUAUCGAACAAUGAUGACAUCGGAUUGGUAGCUUCCAUGAAUGAUCGUCACCCUCUAACUGGAGGAAGAGGCGCGUUAGUGCGGCGGAUGAAGGAGUUAGCCGAAGGUUUCCGUCGUCCGGUGAAGAGUCGACUUGGUGUGCGACCAGAAAUUCGCCCUGCUGAGGAACGCCAUCAUUAUUCGCCGCGGCCUCGCUUCCCAUCGCAUACUGCACAGCGCCGGGAUCAGUCAGCUGGUCCGUCUCAUCAGCGAAACAGAGCGAAUGAUCAACAACGGGUAGAUCAGCGUAUUUGCGACUACUGUGGGCGCAGAGGUCACGUGCAGAGGAAGUGCUACAAGCUGAAGCAGGAAAAGAGAGGGACUGUGCAGCACAUCGACACCCUUGCAGCUGCAUCCAGUACGGGUAGCUUGGCUGAGCGAUUAACACGAUUGAGGUCCAUGGAUUGUGACUCGGAUGGUAAUGAUUCAGAUCAUGGUUGGAAACGAGGCGACAACCACCGCCCAUCCCACUCAAAUCAGAGUCGCUAAGGAUGGACGUGGCACAUCGGGCGUGCCAAGGCGAGCGAUGCGUGUUGUCGAGGAUGGUUGGCCGCUACCGACUGACGACGACACUCCUGGUUCUGGUCGGCCGCUUCCGACUACCGUUGAACCCGCGAUGGCACCCGUACCCAUGAUCGAGAACGAUGUCUGGCAGUUACCAGAUCGGAGAAGUUCGACGCAGUCUGAAAGUAAUGUGUUGAGUGAAAAUAGAAAUAGGAAGAGAAAAAAUCCGUUAGAUACGGUAGAGCUAUUUGGCCUACCGAGGCGCUCCAAACGAGCCAGAAGAACUAACAUAGAUAAAGAUUAUGAAUAUUUUUAAUGUAAUGAAUUUCUGUUCAUUCGGAAUAUUGUUAUCUCUAAAAGGGGAAGAACUAAUGUAUCUGAUGAAACAUUAUCUGAAUAGAUUUA
Molecule: messenger RNA, 1717 nt
Organism: Armigeres subalbatus
Lineage: Eukaryota; Metazoa; Arthropoda; Insecta; Diptera; Culicidae
Exons: 4
Coding region: 245-1297 (350 amino acids)
Molecular function (GO): nucleic acid binding; zinc ion binding
Source: RefSeq, a predicted model, not a curated record